Fusarium keratoplasticum is the source of this 1083-nucleotide messenger RNA. RefSeq lists its product as uncharacterized. Lineage: Eukaryota; Fungi; Ascomycota; Sordariomycetes; Hypocreales; Nectriaceae. The record is from RefSeq and is a predicted model, not a curated record. The coding region runs from base 1 to 1083 and encodes 360 amino acids. The transcript has a single exon.
AUGCUCCACAAGCUGGGGCCUGACCAAGAGCCAGAAAAGAUGACUGUUCGGUCGCAGUUCUUGAUUUUAGCUGGAGGUGUUCAGAUGUGCCCUCACGCCCCGAAGCUGAACGGGCUUGAUGUCUUUCAGUCUGGGUCAGAUAAGGUCCUGAUGCACACUGGGCGUUGGGACUGGUCCAAGAGCGGCGGUUCUCGAGAAAAGCCAGACAUGACCAAGUUUCAAGGCAAGCGAGUUGGCAUCAUCGGCACUGGAGCUACAGCUGUUCAAGUUGCCCCAUAUUUGGCCAAGUGGGCAAAGGAGCUCUACAUCUUCCAGCGAACGCCCUCAUACGUUGGGCCGCAGCCUCAGAAGGAGACGACAGUUGAGGACUGGUACGAGGUGGCGAACAAAUCCAGUUGGCAGUAUGAGCGCAUUGCCAGCUUGGACGCCAUGUUCACGGCAAAGGAAGAUACUGAGGACAAGAUCCAGGAUGGCUGGGCUAAAAUGGUGGGAAUGACUGCCAUGGCUGGCCAUGCGGGCGAAAUCGUCACCAAGGGGGAGGAAGAGCAGCACGUCAAGGACAUGCUCAACCGGGACUACCCAUGGACCGAAAAGAUGCGGUCGCGCGUUGACGCUCUGGUCAAGGACCCAUCGACGGCCGAGAAGCUCAAGGCCUGGUACUCUGGCUUCUGCAAGGGUCCAACCUUCCACCCCGAGUACCUCUCCCUCUCCAACGAGCCCAACGUUACACUCGUUUAUACAUAUGGUAAGGGUCUUGAGGCGUACACUCCCAAUGGCGUCAUGGCCAACGGCCGGGAACAUGAACUUGAUGUCCUCGUCCUUGCAACAGGCUACACUGUUGGACUCGUCGAUUCUUGUCCUUCGUCAGCACUUAAUGCCACUCUGACGGGACGUGAUAACAGACUUCUCAAAGAAAAGUGGGAUGGGCCAGACUAUGGUACCCUUUACGCCGCCAUGACGGAGGGAUUUCCAAACCUGUUCUUUGCCUCUGGUAACAUGAGCACCGUGUCUCAGAACGCGCAUAGCUUCUACAACUUCCUCACCCGACUGAUUGCACACGUCGUCAAGGAAACUUUCAUCUGA